CCUCUCGAUCCGUUGACCACUCUCCUUGUUUUCAGCCACCGGCCAACCGCAUCCAUCCUUCCAUCCCCUCACCAAACAGAGCAAGCCCCGCAGACCACACGAGCUCGAGGCCUCGAUCUGGGUCCUCCUCCUCACGUCGCAGCCCUGAGGAGAUGGUAGUUUGAGCUCCUCCUCUCGCGCACGUUACCUCCAAUAGUAGCACUAAAACCGGAACAUGCCGAUGUCGGCACCUCACGAGACUACCCCAUAGUCCAGGAGUUCCUGCUUGAGCGGGAUCUCUUGCACCCAAGACCCCAUGCGCCUUUGCCUCGCCUCGACUCUGCCUGCCGCCGAUGACUUCGGAGGAGCACCGCCAGGUUGUCGCACUGCAGCUCAACACCAUGGCCAUCCUGAAGGAGCUCCGUGUCGCCAUUGUCGUGGUCGACCUCGAGUCCUCGACAAGCCCCGCCGUCGGGAAUGGGGCACACACCUUGGAUCCGUUGGGUCUCAACUUCCCUUGCCUCUCCGUCGCUCGGGUUUGCUUACCUCCAGGCUCCAGCCAUCUUUAGUGCCCAUCAAAGCCUCCACGCAGCUGCGGCCCAUCUUUGCUUUGCCACUGCAUCGAGCAGAGCUGCUGCUUGCUCGUGCCACUGAAGAACCAGCCAGCCUAGCUUCCCCAGGCCAGACCAGGCACAAGAGUUCUGAACCGCUUCGGAGCGUGAGGAUUCAUUCAACUACGUCAGUUUGUCUACUUCACGGAUUCGUUCUUCUUCCAUGCUGGAUCCAGGCAAUAUGAUCAUUUCCCUAUAUACCAGUACUAUC
Molecule: messenger RNA, 801 nt
Organism: Hordeum vulgare subsp. vulgare (domesticated barley)
Lineage: Eukaryota; Viridiplantae; Streptophyta; Magnoliopsida; Poales; Poaceae
Exons: 3
Coding region: 296-775 (159 amino acids)
Source: RefSeq, a predicted model, not a curated record